Molecule: messenger RNA, 3450 nt
Organism: Mucor velutinosus
Lineage: Eukaryota; Fungi; Mucoromycota; Mucoromycetes; Mucorales; Mucoraceae
Exons: 1
Coding region: 1-3450 (1149 amino acids)
Source: RefSeq, a predicted model, not a curated record
AUGCCUGAAAUCAUCCCUUCAUUGAUCAUAGCUGGCGAUAUGAACUACAGUUUCGACACCACCACAUACCAUCAUACUCACCGUGCAGGGAAACCCAAGCAGUUUGCCGAUUUCUUGAACACCCACUUUUCCGAUUGUCUCAAUCCAAAGAAUGAACCUCAUGCGUAUACCUUUCGGCGUGGGUCCACCAUGUCGACCAUCGACUAUAUGUUUGCAGGCCACGACAUAGCCUCCAAAAUGAGUGAUGCCACUAACUCGUUUAUCAGGCCAGAUUGGACAGACCAUGCUCUCUUGACCAAAACAUAUACUACUGGAUUGACUAACUGCGGUAAAGGACUUUGGCGAGCGAACCCUCACCUCGCCAAGAACCAUAAGUAUCGACAGAAACUAGACGACGAGCUUAGAACAUUUGUUGCGGUGAAACUCGACAGCUCUCUGUCUGCUCAAGAAAAGUGGGAUCUUAUUAAAAAGAAGGCCAAACAGGUUACUAUUCAGUUCACCAGAACACACGAUCAUUGGAGGAAGGCUAGAAUCAAGACACUGCAAAGUGAAAGGAACAAUUUGAUACGACGCUACAGACAUGACACUACUUGCUUGAGGCUACUGUUGCAGGAUGUGGAGAACGAGCUAGCCAAGUUGCAACAGGAAAUCGUGGAUAUUCAGCUUCUUAAGGCCGGGAAACGAUGGCUUGAAAAUAGUGAAAAGUCGCCUGGAUACAUAAAGCAGACCAGUAAACAACGCCUUGAUCAGCGAACCAUCCCCAACUUGAAGCACCCUCGUACUGGGGUCGACUGUCUCGACACUGCCUCCAAGCUGAACGCCGCAGAACGAUUCUACCAGAAACUGUACACCGAAGAACGGAUAGACUCUACCUGCCUGAACAAAAUGCUGGACUACAUCGACACCACUCUGUCAGCCGACGACGCCAACCAGAUCACCGCAUUAAUAGACUACGACGACAUUCUGCUAGGGUCUGCUCGAACUCCCAAAGAAAGCAGCCCAGGAUUAGAUGGUAUCGGGUAUGAAAUCUUAUAUCUCAUUAUAUCUCACCCUAGCUGCCGAGACAUCGUGCACCAAGUAUUUAAUGACGCUAUCCAGCACGCCAAAUUUCCCAAAUCAUGGCAGGAAUCUUGUAUUAUCCUUCUGUUUAAGAAAGGGGACCGGAGCGAUCUCGCCAAUUAUCGCCCCAUCACAUUGAUUGCGGCCGACUGCAAAGUCUUUACUCGUAUUAUGAACUCUCGUGUCAUACCAGUAGCCAACAAACUCAUCAACCCAUAUCAAUGCGGCUUCUUGUCAGGUCGAUAUAUCGGUGAUCACGGCAUGUCUCUCAGGGUAAUUAUGGAUAACGCUUCAUCCGCCAGCUGGCGAAAUGCAACCAACUUUGUCGAAUACACUGGAAUCAUGCUGGACAACGCCAAAGCAUAUGACAGAGUCCACCCCCAGUAUCUCUCACAAGUACUGUUGAAGUUUGGAUUUCCACCACAAUUCGUCGCCUGCAUCCUCAACCUGUUUUUCGAUAACUUCAUCCAUGUCAACAUCAACGGUUUUCUGACGAAACCUAUCGCACAACGACGAGGCAUUCGGCAAGGUGAUAGCAUCUCACCUGUCCUAUUCAAUCUAGCUAUUGAACCGUUCCUCUUAUCCAUCAUCAACAACACUGCAAUCUCAGGCUAUAGUCUUCAGCACACCAAACUACCCAAAAAUGUGCAGAUCCCGUGGGUGUCUCCUGCUCCCGUUAAGGUCUUAGCUUAUGCGGAUGAUGUUCUCACGUAUGUAAAAUCUCAUUCAGAACUAACUGAACUCCAAAGAAGACUUAAGACGUACAACCGGGCCUCCAAUGCCAAGAUUAACUAUGACAAGUCAGUGGCAUUUCCCUUGCACGGCGGUAGCAUGAAAGGGUCUGAAGGCCUCAGAGUCCAAGAUCACAUCAUCAACCGGCUCAAGAUGAAAUGGUAUGACAGCCACUCUCCCGGGUAUAUCAAAUAUUUGGGGUACCCCAUCUGGUUCUCCAACCAUCAACGCGAUGUAUAUGUGUCUGAACUCCUUGGUAAAGUCAAAGCGGCGGUGGCGAUAUAUAGUCAACGGAAUGUGUCUCUGUACGGUAAAGCCAACAUCGCCAACAAUAUGAUCCUAUCAAAAUUAUGGCACGUCAUUCGCAUUGUAUCGCUACCUCUGGAUGUCUUGAAGCAACUGAAGUCCAUUAUAUACCAAUUCGUGAUGUCUGGCCUCUUCCCGCCACUGAAAGGAAACUCAUUUUUCCUACCGCGAGAUCAAGGCGGCCUAGGAUUGAUUGACAUUGGAGCUCAACAGCAUGCUCUUCAGUUUCGUUAUAUCAAGGUGCUCCUUCAAGGAAACAAGGGCUCGGUCCCGGACUUUACCUACCAGCUCCUGACCAACGCUCUCCGCCUAGCCCAUGACACACCCGACCAUGUAGUGCCCCUCUUCUUUAAAGCAGCGAGAUACAAGAACACGCUGAAUGGGUUCCACCCAUUCCACUCAAUUUUCGGUGCCAUGGACAUUUGCCGCCAACGAAGCUCACUGUGUAUUGAUUGGCAACGGAGGCCAAGCGCGCUGACCAUCCUGAGUCUCCCCCUCACUGCAAUCUUCACCUUCGAUGAAAAUUUGGAAGAACUUGAAUUUCUACAGUGUGAAACCGCCAAAACCAGCAAAGUCCAGGAAUUUUUCAAAUACAAUUCGGAGCAAGCCAUGUUUCAACUUGUUCCCAAGUCCACAUGUAGCAAGAGAAACACCUGGCUCAAGCUUGAAAAAGCCCUCCUACGACAAGAGUUGCAUUAUCAACCAUUCGUACACAACAACAGCACUGAAGAUGGUAUCGACCUGAGACCAUUUGCCGCAUCACUUCGCUUCCAACAACUAUCGAUCCUUCAGCUCUCAAACAAAAACGUUCGUUUCAUCAUGCAGUCAUUGGACACAUUAGACGUUGGCCGCCACUUCAACAACAACAUCUCCAAAAAGCAAUGGACAGCCUUCUAUAAAAACGACAUGCACUACUCGGCUCGUAAUCUGUGGUACCGGAUGCUCCAUCAGCAAUCCCCUAAUAAGCUCGCCCUCUUCCAAAGACACUUGCCCAAUUUAGAGUCUGAUCACUGCGAUCUAUGCAACGAAGUAGAAGAUGCCAAACAUCUUCUAAUUAGCUGUGCUCACAAGAUCGAUGUAUGGAACUCCACCUUCAAUGAGUUCCUCAGCUAUCCCAAAAAUGCUGACCCUCGCCUCGUCUACAACAACAUUAUGCUCCUCAAACUAGAACGCUAUCUCAUAUACAGCUACGAUAUGCAGUUCACUAUAUAUGACUUCUUCGCCACUAUUAUGCGUAUGAUUUGGAGAAAUCACUUCCAACAGCUCUACAAUUAUAUACCUUUUGAUCCCUCUGUAGUAUGCCGCCAAAUCCGCGCCGAAUUGAUAAGAUUGUCAAAUCUUAGGAAACUCUAA